Messenger RNA from Mesorhabditis spiculigera, 633 nucleotides. Lineage: Eukaryota; Metazoa; Nematoda; Chromadorea; Rhabditida; Rhabditidae. The record is from the annotation of a GenBank genome assembly.
AUGAAUGGGCUACGCGUCGAGAUGCGCGAAUGCGUAUCGGAAAAGUUUGGGUGUCCGUGCGACGGCCCCAAAAGUCGUACCGUCGCCUGCCCCGAUUCACUUUGCACCUUUCCGCUCAUCACGUGCGUCGACGGUCAUGCCAAGAAACUGAACCUAACGAGUAAAGCCUACACCUGUCAACCGAUCAUCCCUGUCGUCCAGGACGCGGCUAACCCGAGUUUCAGUUGCAGCAUGAACGAGACGAUUGACUGUCCAAGAGUGCCGGCCACCGGACUCUGGUCGGCAUGGACAAACGUGGCAGGAACAACUUGCACGGCGACAUGUGGAGGGAAAGGGACGAUUCCGCAGAUACGCACCUGUUUGACCUCGGUGGUUCAACCCUGCAGUGGAAACGCAACCAGAACGGCACGAUGUCCGCCACAACCUUGCCCCGAUGGGAGUUGUGCUGCCAACCAAUCUAAGGAGUGCGAUGGCUGGUUCACUUCUGUUUACACGGGGAACUGCUGGAAGCUGCUCGACACCAAAUAUACGUUCGACGAGGCGAAGAUCCAGUGCGAAAGCAUCGGCGCCAUCUUGCCGAACCUCCAUAAUGGGAUCGACGCUGAUGAAUUUGCCGGUAUACAGUUUUUUCUU